AUUAAUUCGGUGAAGCAAUGUAUAUAAAUAGAGCAAGAUCAAUGAUCAAGUAAAACAUAACAAAAAACAAUGGAGAAUAGUAGUAAUAACAAGUACUACGAGAUUAAGCUUGAAAAAUUAAACACAAUACUCAUAAAACCAUCAAAACCCACACCAUCGCAUCUUCAAAAUUUCAAACUCUCAUUACUAGAUCAACUUUCUCCUAAUAUUCAUGGCAACACCACUUUCUUCUACCCAAAUCACAACAACAAUAACAAUAACCACAACCAUUUUUCUGAUUUUAUUAAUAAAUCAAAAAUUCUUCAAAACUCACUUUCUCAAACAUUAUCCCAUUUUUACCCUCUCGCCGGCCGUCUACAUGAUGCCACCACCAUUCACUGUAACGACGACGGUGUUUUCUUCAUCGAAUCACAAACAACCACCACUCUCUCCGAAAUUCUCACCGAUCCUAAUUUCAAUACACUAGAAUGCUUCCUCCCAACCACUGAGGAGAAACGAAACAUGUUGUUAUUACUCCGAUUCACGUUAUUCAGUUGCGGUUCCACUGCAAUUACCAUAUCCCUCACACACAAGAUCGUUGACUUUAAUACACUCAUAAUUUUUCUCAACACUUGGACCACGAUCACCACUGGAAAUGAAAUUCCACUCCCUGAUUUAACUGUAGCCGCCGCUCUUUUUCCUCCGAGAGAAAUUCCCGGUAUGUCUGGUUCCGUUAAAACUUCCGAUGCAAAAUUCACUACUAGAAGAUUCAUUUUCGAAGCAUCCAAAAUAGAAGAACUAAAGACAAAUAUCAAAAACAAAAUCGAAUUUGAAUUUGAAUUUCAUCCUUCUAGGGUAGAGGUUGUUUUAGCUCUGAUUUGGAAAUGUGCUCUUUCGGCAUCAAUAGCAGUUUCUGGUUCCAAAACGACGUCGUUUAAGCGUUCGAUUUUGUUCCAAGCAGUGAACCUCCGUACACGGAUGGAACCCACCGUACCAGAAACUGCAGUUGGAAAUGUGGUUUGGCCGUUUUGGGUGACGGUUGAAGAAGAAAGCCACGUGGCAAUAGAUGAGAUGGUGAAAAGAAUGAGGAAGGGUAUAAUGGACUUUAUAGAGAAUAAAGCAGAGAGGUUUAAAGAGGAAGGUGGGUUUAAAGUUGUGAUGGAGAGUUUGAAAGAGAGAGUAGAGAUUUUGAAGGGAAAUGAGAAUGAGGGUAGUUUGGUAAUUUACAAAUGUUCAAGUUGGUGUAAAUUUCCAUUGCUUGAAUUUGAUUUCGGUUGGGGAAAACCUGUGUGGAGUUGUAGUGUGAAUAAUUUGGUGAGUAAUACAAUUGCUUUGAUGGAUACAAAAGAUGGUGGUGGAGUUGAAGCUUUUGUUACUCUUGAUGAAGAUGAGAUGAAAUUGUUUGAACAAAAUCAGGAGCUGCUACACUAUGCUUUGCUUAAUCCUACAAUUCUUAUUUGAACUUCCAACUUCGUCUCAUGCUGCCAUAAUAUUUAGAUACAUAUGUAGAAUCAUUAUUAUAGAUAGGUAUGUCUACUUUAUGCACAUUAGAGGCCGAUCGUGCAUAGCAAUAUUAUGUCUCUGAGGUCAUAGGAGAAUUGGUUUUGCUAUUAAAAAAUAAUUAAUGGUCCAACUUAU
Molecule: messenger RNA, 1617 nt
Organism: Trifolium pratense (red clover)
Lineage: Eukaryota; Viridiplantae; Streptophyta; Magnoliopsida; Fabales; Fabaceae
Product: vinorine synthase-like
Exons: 1
Coding region: 70-1440 (456 amino acids)
Source: RefSeq, a predicted model, not a curated record